AUGGACAUGGCUGUCAAGGCUGUAUACAACGAGAUGAUCGGCCAGACCUUUGCAGUGCUAGGGAUGGCUAUUGCGAAGAUAUCCCUGGGCAUCUUUCUACUUCGUAUUGUUGUCAAGCAGUGGCAUCGAACCUCCAUCUGGAUUUCCAUGGUCAGUCUGGCGAUUGUCUCCGUGAUGACGGCAAUUCUCUUUUGGAUCCAGAAGCUCCCCUCGGAGUCUAUCUAUGAUCCUCGUGUCCCAGGGCGCCUCGUUGUUCAAGUGACCCCGUUUUCUAUCUUGCUCGGAUCUUGGUGUGCCGCUGUGGACUUUUACUUCGCGCUGCUUCCAUGGAUCUUCAUCUGGAAGCUCAACAUGAAGUUCAAGGAGAAGAUGUCUAUCGCCAUCAGUCUGAGCCUGGGGUUCAUAGCUUGCGUCUGCGGAAUCAUCAGAACCAUCGAUCUAGGUGGACUAUCCAGCUCAAACUAUACUGGUAAGAUACGUCCCCCUUUACAACAUGGUAAACAAAAUCCUCUAAUCUUCCCUGAUGUGCUCUAG
Molecule: messenger RNA, 534 nt
Organism: Penicillium cataractarum
Lineage: Eukaryota; Fungi; Ascomycota; Eurotiomycetes; Eurotiales; Aspergillaceae
Exons: 3
Coding region: 1-534 (177 amino acids)
Source: RefSeq, a predicted model, not a curated record